Molecule: messenger RNA, 870 nt
Organism: Meloidogyne enterolobii
Lineage: Eukaryota; Metazoa; Nematoda; Chromadorea; Rhabditida; Meloidogynidae
Source: the annotation of a GenBank genome assembly
AUGGCUUGUGUGGAUGGUGAACAAGUACUGCUAGUAAUAGAGGAUUACCAGUUGCUUGAUGAAUCAUUCCUUCAACACAUCAACUCUUUGAUUGCCUCAGGGAAUGUACCAGGAUUGUACAAUAGUCAACAGGAAGUUGACUCACUCCUGUCCCGUCUGAGAGAUUCUGCAAUGGAAGAGGGGUUUGGAGGAGGGGGAAGUACAACAGGAAAUCUGCAUGAUUAUUUCGCUUACAAAAUUCAGCAGAAUGUUCAUGUAGCUAUGAUUAUGAAUACUGGACAUCAAAAAUUUGCAUCAAGGAUUCUUUCAAAUCCGUCGCUUUAUAAGCGAUGUAAUAUUAUUUGGCAACCAAAUUUAUCUCCUGAAACGCUAAAACAAAUUGCCGAAUUAUCUCUUAUACAAAAGAAAGAUGAUUCAGACAAAAAUGCACAACCGCCAGCUAAUUGGUUGUUACAAUCAUUUGUUCAAUUAUUUCAAUUGGCACCUUCAGAAAGUCAAUCACCCGAACGUUUUUCAAUUUUUGUAGAAAAUUUCCAUCAACUUUUGUCUGCAAAAAGGGCAACAAUUGAAAGACGUGUAAAUUCUCUUAGAGGGGGUGUUACAAAAUUAACAGAAACGAGAACUGCUGUUGCUAAACUUCAAAAAAGGGCAGCUAAAAAAUCAAAACAAUUAGCUGAAAAACAGGCGGAGGCAGAUUCUGCACUUGCAGAAAUAACUAAAAGUAUGACUAGUGCAAAUGAACAAAAGGCUGAUAUGGAGGGAUUGAAAAGUGCUACUGAAGCUGAAAAUUUGAAAAUUGAGGAGCAGAAAAAGCUUAUUGAUCAACAAUUAAGCGAGUUGAGUUUUUUAAGUCAUUUUAUUUGUGAAUGA